AAACCACAAAUUUGGGCAUUGUUGCUCAUUAUUGGAAUGUAUGUUAUAAUUUGAAUAUCUGAAGUUAGUGAUUUUGUACAGUGGUGAAGGUUAUAUAGCAUUUGCUCCGAUUUGUGGUUUAAUUCCUAGGAAGUGAUUGAUUUUACUCCAAUCGCUGAGUAAUUAGAAUUUGUGUUAUUGUCCUAACCAUGUAAAGCCACGGGUAUGCUGUGGUAAUUACUGGGGAUCAAACCAUCCUUUAAGAAUCUUCUUCAUCUGCGAGUUGGGUACUGGAUCUCCCAAAAAUAUUUUGUUAUUGAACGGUUCCAGAAGACGGAGAAUGAUUCGUUAUUCAGCCUCUGACGCGGCUGCAAAGCCUUCAAGAAUGUCUGGUACACUUGGUAGCCUUCACUUUUGUUGUCUAUCAUCAUCUUGUGGAGUUAACACACCCGAGCAUGGAGGCUAAGCCCAGAGUAUCCAGGUUGAGGAUGGACCCAAUAACAUUGUCGACACCUUUCUGCUCCACGACCAUGUGCCCAAUCCAUAGCCCGAAGCAGAAGUGGAACCUGCUGUCAAGAAGCUUGCCAUUUCACCAAUGCUCUCAUAGAUGAUGUAUAAAAAUCAUGGACAGAAUUAUGUCUUCUCACUAUGGAUGGGUUUCUGUGAACCGGUACUGCCAUGAAGGAGCCGUUGGUAGUCCCCAGGAGGUUCCAUGGGAUUGGCAUUCUAAUCAUCCCCCUGACGCUGAUGAGUUUGAUGAGGUAUACGUCAAUGCGGAAUACCUCGAUGACGGAUACCUUGAGGAUGAAUUACCCCAGGAAGAAUCCAUGGAUGUGAGUGACGAGGUAGUCAUCCCCAAGACAAAAGCUAAGGCAAAGACAGGUGCUAUCAGGAAACCAAGGGCGUCAUCUUCGCGAAUGAAUACAUCUGAAUCGUCCUUUCAAGGCCCCGAACACUCGUUCAAUGGCACAUCUUGUUUUGCAAUGUCGACGAGUAUACCUGUAUUGAGGGGUAUUCUCGGCUGCAUCGACGAUUGGUAUGAGGAGUAUGGGCGACCGGAUGAUGGAGAUACAGACAGUGCCGACGAUGAAGCUAGACAGAAUGUAUGA
Messenger RNA from Diachasma alloeum, 1088 nucleotides. RefSeq lists its product as uncharacterized. Lineage: Eukaryota; Metazoa; Arthropoda; Insecta; Hymenoptera; Braconidae. The transcript has 7 exons. Bases 603 to 1088 code for a protein of 161 amino acids. The record is from RefSeq and is a predicted model, not a curated record.